This is a messenger RNA of Sclerotinia sclerotiorum 1980 UF-70, 258 nucleotides long. RefSeq lists its product with no specific name. Lineage: Eukaryota; Fungi; Ascomycota; Leotiomycetes; Helotiales; Sclerotiniaceae. The transcript has 2 exons. Bases 1 to 258 code for a protein of 85 amino acids. The record is from RefSeq and is a predicted model, not a curated record.
AUGAUGGAUGGAGUGCGAACAAGACCAAGUAAGAAUACAAUUGACCAAGGUUGUGCAGAAGUAAAAGUUAAAUGUAAGAGCAGAAGGGGGACAACAGACCUGCAAGGAAACCGGGUCACUGGCGAAGGUGUGCCAAAGAUUGUCAAAGAAUAUGACCAAUUGAGCCAUCAACUUCGGGAACUUUCGGAGGCAGCACUUGAAAGCUUUUACAACCGCUCGAAAAGAGGCUAUCGCCAGUCCAUAUGGUGUGAGGCCUAA